Messenger RNA from Salvelinus sp. IW2-2015, 1457 nucleotides. RefSeq names its product C-type lectin domain family 11 member A-like. The record is from RefSeq and is a predicted model, not a curated record. NCBI's taxonomy places the organism in Eukaryota, Metazoa, Chordata, Actinopteri, Salmoniformes, Salmonidae.
AAAACAAAGAGAUUUCCUGUUGUUGGGGUGGUGCGCUCAGGACAAGUCAGAACGACAGAGUGUGGAGGGAGUGAGAUUGAAAAAGUGAGGGCAGGACAGAGGAGGGAUACUGAGGAAAAACAACGUUAUUACAGAGGAAAAUGGGAAUAGCAGCCGUCCUAGUCACCGUCGUGUGUAUGUGUUCACUCAGCUUGAGUGCUCCGGACGGCGACACCAAAGUUGGAGAUCCUGUCGAUGCAACACCAACUGAGAUUCCAGAGACUCAGGGGAAACAGGCAAGAGGAGAUGUACCGGAGGAGCCAGAGCCAACCAGUCCUGUCUCAGACUUUGACAACACAUACAACUAUAUUUUGUCCAGGCUGUCAGCGAUGGAUCAGGCCAUCCACAGGCUGAAUGUGGGCCACUAUACACUGGACGUGAAGGUGACCCAGCUGGUGGACAGAGUGUCCCAGCUGGACGGCACCAUUGGGGAGGUACAGGACACCAUGCAACAGAUAUCCCUCCUCACCAAGGAGAACCGCAAAGAGAUUGGCCGCUUGGAGGGAUGUCAGAAGGGCCGGCGGGUGGGAUAUAAGUGCUAUCUGAUCUACCGCACAUAUGAGACGUACCCAGGUGCAGCUCUGAAGUGCAUGGAGCGGGGCGGCAGGAUGGCCAUGCCUCAGGACAGGAAGGAGCAGGAAGCCCUGGCAGACUACGUCAAGGCUUUCUUCCAGCCAGGGAACUGGCCUGUGUGGCUGGGCAUCAAUGACCUGCGCUCUGAGGGACUCUACCUGUUUGAGGACAACACACGAGUCACCUACUUCCAGUGGCGCAAGCACUUCCUCUCCAGCCAGCCGGACGGAGGCAAGCGGGAGAACUGUGUGGCCAUGGCGUCAGAUGAUGGGGACUGGUGGGACAACUAUUGUGACAGGAACAUGUAUUACCUCUGUGAGUUUGAUGCCUGAUCCUUUUUCUUCAAAAGUAUCAGAAAUUUCAGAAAAACAAAUCCAGCCAGGCUUGACGACAACUUUGAGUGGAUAGUCUAUCGUGAGUAGUUAUGCAUCUUAUAUAUUUCAUGUAAAAUCUUUUUAAAGCAAUAGGGAUCUACAAAGAAAAUGUUAGUUUACUAGCUGAUGGUGCUAUUGUUGAAUAAUAAUCCACAACACAUUUAACAUACUGUUCACAAUAUACUGUACACAAGUUAGACAGAUGGUGCUCAUAUUAGUCCACACUGAAAAAAGAAACAUACGGAACUCAUUACUCACAGUAAGCUAAGCCAGUCUCUUUGGCUGAAUACUUUGGAUCGAAGACUCACACAAUUGUUUUUAUUAUCAAUAUAUUUAUUAAAGGUAUCAUGAUUAAAAGUAUACCAUUUAUUACUGUACUUUUUCACAGUUAGUGUAAACCCAAGAACAGCAUAGUUCUAGUACAAAUAUUGUGCAAUAAAAUAUUUGAAAAGGCUCCUUUUUUUCACAUGA